Messenger RNA from Cladophialophora bantiana CBS 173.52, 888 nucleotides. RefSeq lists its product as uncharacterized. The record is from RefSeq and is a predicted model, not a curated record. The transcript has 2 exons. Bases 1 to 888 code for a protein of 295 amino acids. NCBI's taxonomy places the organism in Eukaryota, Fungi, Ascomycota, Eurotiomycetes, Chaetothyriales, Herpotrichiellaceae.
AUGGACUACGAAUAUUACCACCACGACUAUUACUAUGACGGCUACAAUGACUAUGACGGAUGGGAUGGCGAGUAUGGGGGAGAGGAUUACGACUACAACGAGUCCUACUGGGAAGACGAUUACUGGUAUCAUGAGGAAUCACCUGAAUACUAUCAUCAACACUAUGAUGAAAGCCAGGAUUAUGGGAACGGCUACCACCAUUAUCAUGCAUCCGAGGAGGACUAUGGAGAUCACUCCGGUGAAUAUUAUGAUCAUGGAUAUAAUCAAGGAUCCUCACGAGGCGGCAACUAUCACUACACCGAGGGAGCAACAUACAAUCAGCAUGAUCAACACCAACAUCACUACUACGGGAGCGACUCCUGGAGUGCUUCUACAGUUCAUCAUUCUAGCGAUCAUGUCCAUUCCAGCAGUCAUGCCGUCGACAAUCAUACGCCGAAGACUGUAAUUCUAGAAUUACCAGUCUCUCCUCCGCCUCCAGCAUCUCCAGCCCCUCCCAAUAUUUCAGCUCUUUCCAUGCUUCGCACUGGUACACCUUUAUUUUCAACCAGCUUUCCAAAUCCAUCUCGGGCUCUUAGCAUCAACCGCGACCAGAGCCUCAGUGUGAAGCCGAUAGAUUCACAGUCCACACAAUCAGCUCGUUCCCCGACUCCAACUGAGUCCUUUUUCCAUAAUCUCUUUUGGAGAAGUCCGGUCAAGGCUAGAGCACGCACAAGGCCCUCCUCGCCAAUUGUCCGAUCGAAUUCGAGACAAAUGCUGCAUAGGCCUCAUUCACCUGCCAACAACUUGAACAGAUCGCCCUCAGCGGCCAGAAACUCUCCCAUGACUGGGUAUGACGCGACAAGAGGAAGAGAUAUAGGUUUUCUAGCGCCAUCUCCUGUGCAGGGUUGA